GAGAAGGAGAAGGAGAAGAAAGAAGCCAAGGUUGCUUUUCUAUGGGUUGCGAUUGAGUACAUCAUAAAAAAAAUAAAAAAAAAAAAUUUUGACCGCCAUAACUGAUUCCAGUUGGAGAUUUGAAGCUCCAAACCAACCUCUAAUCACUCUUUGGCUUUAUAUUUAUACUCACUCCUCCCCCAUUUCGCCCACAUUUGCUUUCUAUUUGCCUCUCCCAAAUUACACUGUGUUGGGUUUUGGAGUGGGAAUUUAGCACCGGAAUUGAGCUCAAUUUUGCCGCUCACAUGGACCCAACCGCCGGAAACGUACCCGGAUCCGCUGUACCCGGACCCGACCACGAAGAACCCGGACUCGAGACUCUCCAAUUCCGCGAGGAAAUCCAGCGGCUGAUGACGGUGCCGCCGGACAACGCCAGCUCCUUCACGGCGCUUCUGGAACUUCCGCCGACCCAAGCCAUGGAGCUCCUCCACCUCUCGCCGGAGUCCGAACCUAAUCCGGCUCCGGCCGCGGUUUCCGGCAAGCCGCCGCUGCUCGAGCCCUGCGCGCAUCCUUUCAAUUCCAGCCUCACGUUUCCCAGCAACGCCGCCCUAAUCGAACGCGCCGCCAAGUUCUCGAUCUUCGGCGGCGGCGAGCAGUCGCCGGAGACGGGGGCCGUGCCGUCCAAUCCCGGCGUCAACUUGGAGAAGGUGAAGAGCGAGCCUGCCGAGUCCGAUUCGAACCCUAACUCGUCGCAGGAGACUAAGAACAACCAAAGGUCGUCGGCCAAGAGAAAGGAGCGAGAAAAGAAGGUCAAGGUAUCAAUGAAAAAGAGCAAAAUUGAAGCUAAGGAAGAUGCUGACAAGAUUCCCUAUGUUCACGUUCGAGCUCGCCGGGGUCAAGCUACAGAUAGCCAUAGCUUAGCAGAGCGAGCGAGGAGAGAGAAAAUUAAUGCGAGGAUGAAGCUGCUACAGGAGCUGGUCCCAGGAUGCAAUAAGAUUUCAGGUACCGCCUUAGUUCUAGAUGAAAUCAUCAAUCAUGUGCAGUCCCUACAACGUCAAGUUGAGUUCUUAUCGAUGAGACUUGCGACAGUCGACCCAAGAAUUGAUAGCAACCUUGAUCAUUUAUUGGCCACUGAAAGUCUAUCUCUAAUGCAAAGUAACUUCUCCAAUAUGACUCCACCCAUUAUGUGGCCAGAACUUCCCAUCAAUGGGAACAGACAACAGUAUCAACAGCAAUGGCAUUUUGAUGCUCUUCAUCAGCCAGGUUGGGGGAGGGAAGAAGAUAAUCAUAUUUUCAUUACUCCAGAGGCCUCACUCAUCAGUUGCAACUCUUCGGCAAAUUCAGCAUCUCUGCACACAGGUCACGUGAAGACGGAGCUGUGAAGACAGUAAUUAAGUUGUACCGUCAGAAAUGUACAUAUCAAGUAUAGUAUUAUUAGCAGUUAGCUGGAAGUAGAGGAGAUUGUUCAGCAUUCAUGGUGGAUUUCUGUGUUCUCUAUUUUAUCAGGGGCAGUUAAAAAUCCUGGUUUUCCUCACCUAGAGGAAUCGAUUUGGUAUGGUGUUGUUAUAAGAUAGAACUAUAUAGUAUUAUAUUAUAUAUAUAUUAUACUAACAUUGAGGGUCACUCAAUCUGAUACUUAUUUUUUGAACUGGUUGAUUUGAUUCCUAUUGUAAAAUCAUUGAAACACCCAUUUGCUGUACUA
Molecule: messenger RNA, 1681 nt
Organism: Rosa chinensis
Lineage: Eukaryota; Viridiplantae; Streptophyta; Magnoliopsida; Rosales; Rosaceae
Product: transcription factor bHLH48
Exons: 7
Coding region: 285-1361 (358 amino acids)
Biological process (GO): regulation of DNA-templated transcription
Cellular component (GO): nucleus
Molecular function (GO): protein dimerization activity; DNA-binding transcription factor activity
Source: RefSeq, a predicted model, not a curated record